CAGAAGAGCCGGCCCUAGAUAUAGUGGCAACAGCAUCUACAAUUUUUUUUUUAGAAAAACACACUCACACAGACCAUCAACUGUGCUAGCUUUGGCUCUGGUGAUCACAAAAGCCAUGGAUUCAGCAACCAAGAAACUACAACUCCUCUUCCCACCUUCCUCCACCCUCUUCCUCUUCUUCUUCUUCUUCUUCUUCUUCUUCUUACCAUUAACAACAUUCUCAAUACCCCAACAGUACCAUCCCCUAGACCCUCUCACCCCCUCCGAGCUCGCCCACGUCCGAACCCUCAUCGCUGCCUCCUACCCCUCCUCCUCCCACAACCUCACCUUCCACUACGUCGCCCUCCUCGAACCCCCAAAGCCUACCGUCCUCUCUUGGCUCUCCGACGCCACCGCCUCCUCCGCCGCCGCCCCACCUCGCCGUGCCGUCGCCAUCGCCCGCAUCGACGGCGCAACCCACGAAAUCACCGUCGACCUUUCGACCCUUUCUAUCCUCUCUGACGAGACGAUCGCCGGCGGCCGGCGCGGGUACCCGAUGUUGACGUUCGAGGAGCAGACGGCGGCGAGCAGGCUGCCGCUGACGUACCCGCCGUUCGCGGCGUCGAUAAAGAAGAGGGGACUGAAGCUGUCCGACGUCGUCUGUGGGGCGUGGACGGUGGGGUGGUUCGGAGGAGAAGAGGGGAGGCGGGUGUUUAAGGUUCUGUGCUUUUACGUGGAGGGGUCGCCGAGUUUAUACGUGAGGCCGAUUGAGGGGAUUACGACGGUGGUGGAUGUGGAGGAGAUGAGAGUGAUUGGGUACCGUGACAGGAGGAGAGUACCAGUGCCGAAAGCCGAAGGGACGGAGUACCGUGCGUCGCACCUGGCGCCGCCGUUCGGGCCUCAUCUCGGCGGUAUGGCCGUCGUGCAGCCGGAAGGACCGGGGUUCCGGAUUGAGGGCCACACUGUCAGGUGGGCAAAUUGGGUCUUCCAUCUGGGUUUUGAUAUUCGAGCAGGUCCAGUCAUAUCUCUUGCAUCAAUUUAUGAUCUUGAGAAGCAAAGAUAUCGCCGGGUGUUGUACAAAGGGUACAUAUCAGAGCAAUUUAUACCAUACAUGGAUCCAACCGAGGACUGGUACUACAAAGCCUUCUUGGAUAUAGGUGAAUACGGGUUUGGUCUAUGUGCAGUGCCACUAGAGCCCCUUUCUGACUGCCCUGCCAAUGCUGUUUUUAUGGAUCAGUACUAUGCUGGCCAAGAUGGUAAGCCUGUGAAAAUACCAAAUGCCUUCUGCAUAUUUGAACGGUCGGCUGGGAACGUUAUGUGGCGUCACACUGAGACUGCAAUCCCAGGAGAGGUGAUAAGGGAGGUUAGACCAGAGGUUAGCCUCGUGGCGAGGAUGGUCUCCACGGUGGGCAACUAUGACUAUAUAAUUGAUUGGGAAUUCAAACCCAGUGGUUCCAUCAUAGUCCAGGUUGGGCAUACUGGUGUACUAGAAACCAAGGGUGUCCCAUACACCCAUGUCAACCAGAUAAAGGAGGCUGUCUAUGGGACAUUGUUUGCAGAAAACACUGUAGGAGUAUACCAUGAUCACUUCUGGACCUAUUAUCUUGACCUCGACGUGGAUGGCGAUGCCAACUCCUUUGUCAAGGCCAAAUUGGUGAGAAAGCGAGUGAGGGACAAUGACUCACCAAGAAAGAGCUAUUGGACUGUUGUUAGAGAAACUGCCAAAACAGAAUCAGAUGCCCGAAUUCAAGUGGACUACUUGAAUCCAGCAGAGCUCCUAGUGGUGAAUCCUAACAAGAAGACCAAGCUUGGGAACUAUGUUGGGUAUAGGUUGAUUCCAGGGCCUGUGUGCAGUCCUCUUUUGUCUGAUGAUGAUUUCCCACAAAUCCGUGCAGCCUUCACCAAGUAUCCUGUCUGGGUUACUCCCUAUAAUGAGUCUGAAAAAUGGGCAGGAGGGCUAUAUGCUGAUCAGAGCCGAGGGGAUGACACCUUAGCUGUUUGGAGCCUCAGAAAUAGAAAGAUUGAAAGCCAGGAUAUUGUGCUAUGGCACAACAUGGCAUUUCACCAUGUCCCGUAUCAAGAAGAUUUUCCAGUGAUGCCGACAAGAACUGCUGGAUUUGAGCUUCGGCCGACCAAUUUCUUUGAGAGUAAUCCAGUGCUUAAGACAAGAAUUCCUAAGCAUGUGCCCUGGCCUAACUGCACCAGCAGCCCCUAGCUGGUUGAAUUUUUUACAUGUUGAUGUACUCUUGCAACAGAUUAAGAAAAUAAGUUCAAGCUGCAAGGACUUGCUUUUUGUGUUUUGAUAGUUUUGGCCACAUCUGUUGUACAAUAAGGGAUCAGUGUUUGCAGGUACUGUAGGUGUUGGGUGAAAUUCACUGUUUCUUCUCCAAA
Molecule: messenger RNA, 2370 nt
Organism: Malania oleifera
Lineage: Eukaryota; Viridiplantae; Streptophyta; Magnoliopsida; Santalales; Ximeniaceae
Product: amine oxidase [copper-containing] alpha 2, peroxisomal-like
Exons: 5
Coding region: 116-2194 (692 amino acids)
Biological process (GO): amine metabolic process
Molecular function (GO): copper ion binding; primary methylamine oxidase activity; quinone binding
Source: RefSeq, a predicted model, not a curated record